ACCUGAUGAAUUUAAUCCGUCAAAAUUUAUGUCCCGGUGUUCAUAAAGAAGGUGUCUCUCGAAGCCGCAUCUGGGCAAAUACCAUGCUCGUGAUUGCAAGGCCAGUAGUUGAAUGGAAGUUCUCUUGCGCGCGCGCGCGAACGUACUAGCACCUUCCGAGACCACUGAGCCAUCCAUCACGAAACGGAAUCGGAUCCAUACGGUCACUAUCCCAUUACCAACGGCCCGAUCACCUAAAAGACCAAAUUAUCCUCAACGACGAAGCGAAUGUUCUAGAGAAGUUAAUGGCGCGCCAUAUUUCGGGAGAGCAGUCACAGCGACAGCGAAUACGAUUUUUAUUAUAUAUAUCGAUCCAUUGAAAAAGCUGAAGCUGGAGGGAUAUUGCAUCUUGUUUGUCUAGAGAGUUCCUACUUCCAACGGGUCAUCACAGCAUUUUGGGUUUGAUUGAUUAAGAUGAUCGAAGUGGUGCUCAAUGACCGUCUGGGGAAGAAGGUGAGGGUAAAGUGUAAUGAGGAUGACACCAUCGGUGACUUGAAAAAACUUGUGGCUGCUCAGACGGGUACCAGACCUGACAAGAUCCGCAUUCAGAAGUGGUACACCAUCUAUAAGGAUCACAUCACCCUAAAAGAUUACGAGAUUCAUGACGGCAUGGGCCUGGAGCUCUACUACAACUAAUUACUGAUUUACACCUUGUACCACGUAAUCUGAGCACGCAUAAGAGGAUAUAACUGUGCUUAUACUUCCCUAUAGUUAAGGUUGAUGUGUAUCCUCCACGUAAUAAUACGUUUGAGGCGCUCAAUUUUGAAAUAAAUACU
Neltuma alba is the source of this 815-nucleotide messenger RNA. RefSeq names its product ubiquitin-like protein 5. Gene Ontology annotation, molecular function: protein binding. Gene Ontology annotation, biological process: protein modification process. Bases 454 to 675 code for a protein of 73 amino acids. The transcript has 2 exons. Lineage: Eukaryota; Viridiplantae; Streptophyta; Magnoliopsida; Fabales; Fabaceae. The record is from RefSeq and is a predicted model, not a curated record.